Molecule: messenger RNA, 1398 nt
Organism: Eruca vesicaria subsp. sativa (arugula)
Lineage: Eukaryota; Viridiplantae; Streptophyta; Magnoliopsida; Brassicales; Brassicaceae
Source: the annotation of a GenBank genome assembly
AUGAGCAUAGUGGAGAUGGAGUUUACAAAUUUUCAUUACCUCAGAGUUCUCUUCUUCUUGGCGUUAUCUUCUCACAGUUUUGUUAUUCGUGGAGAUAAUAAAAACAUCACUUCCGCAGCAAACAGAGUUCGAAACAGAGACAAAGGCUCUGUUCUUCUUGUUGAUGUCCGUAGCUUUGGUGCUCGAGCUAAUGAACACAGAGAUCACACUAAGGCUUUCGAAGCAGCAUGGGACAUGGCGUGUAAAUCAUCUUCAAGCUCUGUAGAUCUUAUAAUUCCAAGAGGAGAGUUUUAUGUUGGUCCUAUCAGAUUCUCUGGUCCUUGCACUAACGUAUCACAUCUAACUGUCCGAGUAAAGGGUCAUCUCAAAGCAUCAACUGAUCUGUCAAAGUACAGAUCAGGCGGUGGUUGGAUUGAGUUUGGUUGGAUCAACGGUUUAACUCUUACCGGAGGUGGAACAUUUGACGGUCAAGGAGCCCUAGCUUGGCCGUUUAAUAAUUGUACUACUGAUUCUCACUGCAAGCUCCUCCCAACAGUGAGAACACUCGAUAAACCGUUUGAGAUCAUAAACUUGUCUUAUAAGAAAAUAAAAUUUUCAAUGUUGAUUUUUCAGAGCUUGAAGUUUGUGGGGAUGAACAGAACAAUAAUAAGAAGGAUAAGCUCAGUGGACAGCAAGUUCUUUCACAUAGCAUUAGUACAAUGCAGAGACUUCAAAGGGACAAGACUCAACAUCACUGCUCCGUCUGAUAGUCCCAAUACUGAUGGAAUUCACAUAGAACGCAGCUCAAAUGUUUACUUCUCGCGUUCGCAUAUAGCAACAGGAGAUGAUUGUGUGUCUAUAGGACAAGGAAAUUCUCAGAUCACAAUCACAAGUAUCAAAUGUGGACCAGGACAUGGUAUCAGCGUUGGGAGUUUAGGGAGAUAUCCAAAUGAGAAAGACGUGAAGGGACUUGUGGUCAGGGAUUGCAAGAUGAGUGGUACGACGAAUGGGAUAAGGAUCAAAACUUGGGCUGAUUCUCCUGGUCUAAGUGCAGCUACAAACAUGACUUUUCAGAACAUUAUUAUGAACAAUGUGACUAAUCCAAUCAUCAUUGAUCAGUCUUAUUGUCCUUUCUCUGCUUGCACUUCGAAUGUACCGUCGAGGGUGAAGCUGAGUGAGAUAUACUUUAAGAACAUAAGAGGAACAUCAUCGACAAGGGUCGCUGUGCAGCUGCAUUGUAGCGAAGGAAUGCCAUGUAAGAAAGUGUACUUAGAGAAUGUUCAUCUUUAUCUAGCUUCUUCUGGUGGAGGAAGUGGGAAACAACAGAGUAGCAACGGAGGAAGUGAAGCUGUCUCUUCUUCUUGUAGAUACGUUAGAGCUAAAUACAUUGGGACUCAAAGCCCACCUCCAUGUGACUAA